AUGGCGGACGCAAUUUCCAUCGAGGAGACGAACCGGAUUCGCGCGUCUCUGGGCAUGAAACCACUUCCUGUCCCAGGAGCCGUAGGACCAGUUUUCAAAGAUGCGCCUGCUGCUCCUUCCGAGGAGGUUGGCAGCACGCUCGAGUCUCGACAAGCCGAGGGAUAUGAUAACUAUCGCAAAAUACAAGAAGCCGAGGAAGCAAAGAGGAAGCGCGAAGCCAAAGCAGAAGCCAUCAAAAAGGCCCGAGAUGCGGCGAAGAGAUUCUCGAAGCUUGAAGGCAAAGGCCUGGGUGACGCCGAUGAGGAUGAUGUGGAUACCCGGAGCUGGCUGAGCAAGCAAAAGAAACGACAAAAGGAAAUUGAAAAGGCGAGGAAGAAGGAGCAAGAAUUGGCCGAAGCCGAGACCGCUGCCGAAUAUACUGCCAAGGAUCUUGCAGGAGUCAAAGUUGGCCACGAAAUCGAUACCUUCCAGGAGGGCGAGGUCCAGGUUUUGACCCUGAAGGAUACCACUAUCGAAGAGAACGAAGAAGAAGGGGACGAAUUAGAGAAUCUGGAUUUACGUGAGAGGGAAAAACUAAACGAGAAGCUUGAGCUCAAGAAGAAGAAGCCAGUAUAUAAUCCGAACGAUGUCGACGAGACUGGCGAGAAGAGCAUAUUGGCACAUUAUGAUGAGGAGAUUGAUGGAAAGAAGGGCAAGCGAUUUACGUUGGAUGGCAUGGGGAGUACUGCCGAGGCCAGUCGCGAGGGUGUUUCUUCUCAGAAGAUGAAGCCUAAGGUCUUCAGCCUUGAUAUCCUCAAAAACGAGCCAAACUCCGACUACCUCGACAUUUCGGAGAUCAAAAUGAAGAAGCCAAAGAAGAAGAAGGCAAAAUCUACUCGACAAAAAGCGGUCGACGAAGAUGAUAUAUUUCCAGAAGUCGCGGCCGCAGAUACCUCACACGCAAAUAGAGGCGCUAUGGAUGUUGACCAGCCAGCUGUCGCUACCAAGAAGCGGACCUUUGAUGAUAUGUCAUUCGUAGAUGACGAGGACCUCCAGGCCUCUCUGGCUGCCCAAAGAAGAAAUGCUUUGAAGAAGCAGCAAAAACUAAGACCCGAGGACAUUGUAGAACAGCUUCGGGAAGAAUCAGCAACCCCUGCCGCUGACGAGGUUGCCGAAGGUGAAGCUGGCUUAGUGAUUGAUGAGACAUCUGAGUUUGUUGCGAACCUACAAAAACCCAUUGUGCCAGAGCGAAAGAGAACAUCCACUUCGCAACAACCAGAGCCUGUCACCACGAUGACCGCCGACUCUGAUGAAGAGGGCGACGUUGAUAUGGACGAAUCAUAUGCCAAUAUAGAGGAUGAGGAAGACCGUCUGGCUCGGAUGAACCGCGAGGAGUCUGCAAACGAGGAUAUUACAAAUACUGGCUUGGAGAAAGAGGCAACCUUAGACCACGGUAUCGGAUCUACUUUGAAGCUUCUCAAGGAGAGAGGCAUCCUCAAGACUGCAGAGUCUGGAGAUCUCAAUGCUGUCUUCAGGCAGAAACAAUUGUUCCUAGCAGAGAAGCAACGCCGGGAGGCCGAAGCUGAGCGGAAGGCGAGAACACAACGAGAACGGGAUCGUGCAACUGGCCGUCUGGAUCGGAUGUCUGCACGUGAGAAAGAAGACUAUGCUCGCUCGCAAAACACUUUCCGUGAUCAAGUGGAAUCUCGUCAACUCGCAGAGCAUUUCAACAAAGAGUACAAGCCAAACGUGGAGCUCAAGUAUAUCGACGACUUCGGACGAAGCAUGAACCAGAAGGAGGCGUUCAAGCAUUUGUCACAUCAGUUCCAUGGCAAAGGCAGCGGCAAGCAGAAGACUGAGAAGAUGCUCAAGAAAAUCGAGGACGAGAAACGCAAGGAGGCUCAGAGCAGCUUGGAUGGAAGUCAGAUUGGCGGCAUGAGUAACGCGACAGCACAGCAGCGAAAGAAGCAGAGACAGGCUGGCGUCCGAUUAGCAUGA
Hyaloscypha bicolor E is the source of this 1977-nucleotide messenger RNA. RefSeq names its product SART-1 protein. The record is from RefSeq and is a predicted model, not a curated record. The transcript is spliced from 3 exons. Gene Ontology annotation, biological process: maturation of 5S rRNA; mRNA cis splicing, via spliceosome. Bases 1 to 1977 code for a protein of 658 amino acids. Lineage: Eukaryota; Fungi; Ascomycota; Leotiomycetes; Helotiales; Hyaloscyphaceae. Gene Ontology annotation, cellular component: U4/U6 x U5 tri-snRNP complex.